Carassius gibelio (silver crucian carp) is the source of this 2933-nucleotide messenger RNA. RefSeq names its product signal peptide peptidase-like 2B. Gene Ontology annotation, molecular function: aspartic endopeptidase activity, intramembrane cleaving. Gene Ontology annotation, cellular component: Golgi-associated vesicle membrane; lysosomal membrane; lumenal side of endoplasmic reticulum membrane. Lineage: Eukaryota; Metazoa; Chordata; Actinopteri; Cypriniformes; Cyprinidae. The coding region runs from base 115 to 1782 and encodes 555 amino acids. The transcript has 15 exons. Gene Ontology annotation, biological process: membrane protein proteolysis. The record is from RefSeq and is a predicted model, not a curated record.
GAAGGUAGCCAAUCGGCAACGUACUGCAAAAUGUGGGCGGGAUACGCUUAAACAGCUGAUAGUUGAGUCGGAGAAAGGCAAUGCAGAUGAGGGAGACGACGACAAUCAGGCAUCAUGCGAUUUUUGUCAAGUCUCCUUUGGGCAGCUCUUUUGAUUGAACAGGUUUUAGGUGAAUAUGGCAUGGCACAUUUCAGCGAUGGGGGGAAAAGUAAAGGCAAAGAUUACUGCAUAUUCUUCAACUCUCAGUGGGCUCGACUACCUCAGGACCUCAGUAAAGCAGCUCGGCUGCAGACCUACGAUCUCACCACCUCUGUGCUGUGCUCCCCCUCUGAUGUACCCGAGGGGGGCUUCCCAAACAGCAUCCCAAUGGUGAUGAGAGGAAAUUGCACUUUCUAUGAGAAAGUCAGAUUGGCCCAGAUGAAUGGUGCCAAAGGACUUCUGAUUGUCAGCAAAGAUAGACUGACUCCACCCUCAGGCAACAAGUCCCAGUAUGAGGAGAUCGGCAUCCCAGUGGCCUUGUUAAGCUAUAAAGACAUGCUGGACAUCAGUAAAACGUUUGAGGAGAAACGGCAGGUGGCCAUGUACGCCCCCAAUGAACCAGUGGUGGACUAUAACAUGGUGCUCAUCUUCCUGAUGGCGGUGGGCACAGUGGCUGUCGGAGGAUACUGGGCUGGCAGCAGGGACAUUAAAAAACGUUACAUGAAGCACAAGAGAGACGACAGUGCUGAGAAACAAGACGAGGAGACCGUCGACGUCACCCCCAUUAUGAUUUGUGUGUUUGUGGUCAUGUGUUGCUCUAUGCUGGUGCUCUUGUAUUUCUUCUAUGAUCAAUUGGUGUAUAUGACUAUCGCCACGUUCUGUCUGGCAUCCGCCGUUGGUCUGUACAGCUGUCUUUGGCCUUUUGUCCGAAGGAUACCGUUUGGGAAAUGCAGGAUGCCUGAGAAUAACCUGCCAUACUGCCACAAGCGGCCACAGGUGCGCAUGCUGAUCCUUUCAGCCUUCUGUAUAGGAGUCAGUGUCACUUGGGGAGUUUUCCGCAAUGAAGACCAGUGGGCAUGGAUACUUCAGGAUGCAUUAGGCAUCGUGUUCUGUCUCUACAUGCUGAAAACAAUCAGGCUUCCCACUUUCAAGGCCUGCACUCUUCUGCUGGUCGUGCUGUUCGUGUAUGACGUGUUUUUUGUUUUCAUAACACCGCUCUUAACUAAGAGUGGGGAAAGUAUCAUGGUAGAGGUGGCAGCUGGUCCAUCGGAUUCCUCUACUCAUGAGAAGCUUCCCAUGGUGCUGAAAGUGCCCAGGUUGAAUUCAUCUCCUCUGGUCCUGUGUGACCGGCCCUUCUCUCUCCUGGGCUUUGGGGAUAUCUUGGUACCAGGUCUGCUGGUAGCAUAUUGUCACAGAUUUGACAUUCUCAUGCAGACGUCUCGAAUAUAUUUUCUGGCCUGCACUAUUGGCUAUGGCAUUGGUCUUCUCAUCACAUUUGUGGCUCUGGCAGUGAUGCAGAUGGGUCAGCCUGCCCUCUUAUACCUUGUGCCUUGCACGCUCCUCACCAGCCUUGCGGUGGCACUGUGGCGCAAAGAACUGCCUUUGUUCUGGACAGGAAGUGGAUUUGUGCUGCCUCCCAUUGUCAUGGAACAAAUCAACUGUACUCAAACCCCAGGACCGUCCACAGAUGAGCCGCAGUCCAAUCCUGAGCCGCCGGACUCUGAAACAACCAAUCAGUGUGAGGACCCUCCUCCACCAGCACAAGAGGAAGUUUCACAUCUUACAGAUGGAUCUACCACAUAAAAACAUUCUUUUUUGAAGUCAGUUAUAUAUCUGACCAUAUACGUUAUAGACUUGAGAAGAAAUGAACAUCUCAGUGCACUUGUUUUAAGCCAUUGAAAUUGUACAGGCCAUUUGAAUCGAGAAAGGAGGAAACACAACAUCAGCUGUGCUUCAUCCAGCAUGCUUCAAGCUCACGUUUGGUGGCAUUAGGAAGGCACUGAAUCGACCGUUUUUAUCUUCUUCACAAGGAUCUCAGCUCCGAGUGUUAUUUUUGGUCUCCCUCUUUUUUUUUUUUGUAAAUUAAAAUUCUCUUAGUACAUAAAAACAAAGUGCAGCUAGACAUUUUAAAACAAAUGUCAAGAAAAUUUAAGACAGCUCACUAAAAACAUUUCUAUUUGGCUUCCCGUUGAUAAUGCAUUGCUGACAGGUUCUAUCCUUGUCAUAACAGUGCUGAAGUAUUGCAUCCUUUAAAAUAUGGUGCUAAUAAGGACUGAAUGAGCCAAAGGCUUUGAGAAUAAAGGUUUAUUAGUUUUAGAUACAAAUGCUGUGGGUUGAUUAGAUUGUUAAUCAGAGCAGCACUGUUACACAAGGCCACAUUAUUAAACACAAACAUCCUUGUUGGUCUGGAAUGUGAUUUCAGCUUUAGUUGCAUUGAAAUAGAUAAUAUUCAUAUGCUCAUGGCUUAUUGAAAGCAUUGUAUUUAGAAUGUGCUGUUAACUUGAUGGAAGCGAUGUUUGAGAUUUCAAACUAAAAAGUGCAAAGAUUUUUAAAAGAAAUGCCGUUUUUAAGAAGAAUUUCCUGCCCAACUUAUUGAGUGACAGUCCUUCUGUUUUAUAGUAGGAUUUUUCUAUUCAUUGUACUUUUUAAAGUUGUUUUUCAGUGAAAGGUACUGAUAUUAUUUUAUCAGUAUGAUUUGUUUUAAGUUACAUCCAGUUUAUUUAAGAAGUUUAUGUGGCACUGUUGUUUCAUUGAAAUCUUUUUGCCUUGGCUACAGUGUGUUUUGCUUUUAUUGGGGCACUGUGAUCAUGUUUAUUAAUAGUCCUGAUGUCUGGAGGUCGUGUGUCGUAGAUCUUCAGUCUCAUGUAUGAUGAAGCUUUCCAUUAGAGAUCAACGUGCUGUAAAAGUGUGGUUUUGAGAAAUUAAGGAGCACAUAUUAAAGGAAUAACGCAUUA